Messenger RNA from Suncus etruscus (white-toothed pygmy shrew), 4572 nucleotides. RefSeq names its product tetratricopeptide repeat domain 9 (gene TTC9). Gene Ontology annotation, molecular function: protein binding. The transcript is spliced from 3 exons. Bases 16 to 633 code for a protein of 205 amino acids. NCBI's taxonomy places the organism in Eukaryota, Metazoa, Chordata, Mammalia, Eulipotyphla, Soricidae. The record is from RefSeq and is a predicted model, not a curated record.
GAGGAUCGCGGCCGAAUGGAGAGGAAGGGCCCGGCGGCCGCGGCCCAGGGGACCCCGCCGAGCCCCCCGCCUGCGCUGGGCAGCACCCCGGGCGGCGGCCCGGCCGGGGCGACGGCCCCCGAGCCCGCCGAGUCCAUCGGGCGCGCGCUGGACUUCAAGGGCCAAGGCGCGCAGUGCUACAAGGACAAGAAAUUCCGCGAGGCCAUCGGCAAGUACCACCGCGCCCUGCUGGAGCUCAAGGGGCUGCAGCCGGGCCCCGGCUCCGAGCGGGAGCGGGGACCCCGGGCCCCCCACCCCGGCACCCGGCUGUCGGAGGAGCAGAGCAAGACGGUGGAAGCCAUCGAGAUCGACUGCUACAACAGCCUGGCAGCCUGUCUGCUCCAAGCUGAGCUAGUAAACUAUGAAAGAGUCAAAGAAUAUUGCCUCAAAGUCCUGAAGAAGGAAGGGGAAAACUUCAAGGCCCUCUACAGGUCUGGUGUGGCCUUCUACCACCUUGGGGACUAUGACAAAGCACUCUAUUACCUAAAAGAAGCCAGGACUCGACAGCCUACAGAUACCAACGUGAUUCGGUAUAUCCAGCUGACAGAGAUGAAGCUCAGCAGAUGCUCCCAGAGAGAGAAAGAAGCCAUGUAAUGAGAACCCCCUCUCUCGAGCUCCACCGCGCCUGCACUGGGACAUCCAUGCACCCCUGGUGGAGAGUCCAUCUCUGGGUUCUCUUCCUUUCACACACCCCCUUCUUCUGACUCCCUCUUGUUCUGUUGCCCCUCAUCUCUUUGUCUACUGCCAGUGUGAAAAGGAUAGGUGCACAUUUUGAAUCUAGUGGGUGUCCCUAGUCACGGAGCAUCCCUUCUUCAGUAGGUCAGCUCCCAAAAGGGCCUCGCUCCUAUAGGGACCGCUGGAAAGGACUCUCCCAGGUUGAGGCUUUGACUUUGGCCCAUGUAGCUUUUGUCAAAGAUAGAGCCUGGCAGUGAACCACAAGGUACAAAGCUAACAAGCUGGACCCUAUCCUGACAGACCAGAGCAUCUAAAGGCAACCCAGGGAUACAGCUGACCCCAGAAAUGUCAGUCAAACCUGACUCAGUACACUGGAUUUUCCCCCUCAGCCCUGGUAGCCUCACCCCUUGCCUCCUCCUCUCACUUGCUGGCAUGUGCUUUCUUCUCUCCCCAGCAGGGUUCUGAGACCCUGCCAGGGUUCACAUGCCACUGAAGCCCACGCUCAGUGCCCUGUAAUGACCACACAUACCAUUCCUCCCACCCAACACGCAGCUGUGACCAAGAAGGGCAGGGAGAGAGGAUAUCUAGGGGACACUGGCUAGAUGGGCAUGUUGAACUGUGGACUUAAGCAGUGCAGAUAAAAGGGAUCAAGAGGCAGCAAUUCCUGUCAUUUCUGUCAGAAGCAACCCACCCCUUCACUCUCACUCCUGCCCUUCACUCUCAAUAGAGCCACUUACAGCCAAGCAGGAUGAGAUUUCUUCCAAAGCAGUGGCCAUUUGUCCAAUGGUACACAAUGUUGGCUGCUGCUUUUGUGCUUGUAGAGUAGGCUGGGAUUGUGGAGACAGCCCAGGGUCUUGGCAUUGUGGGAAUUUGUACAGAUGAAAUUAUCUGGACUCAAGCACAUAGAAUGGGUUCAACACGUAUUUGUUGAAUGAAUAAAUAAUGACUGCAGACUGGCUCUCCUGCCUUAAACUAAUUUUAUCCCAGCCUAGUCUCCUGAUAGCUAUGCUCUUUACGCUACGCCAUGUUGUUUCUGUCAAAUAAGAACCAUUUACCGAGGGCUCAUUUUUUAGGUUUUUUUUUUUUUUUUUUUUUUUUUUUUUUUGCCUGUCAUUGUCAUAGACAAUGUGUAGGACAUAGUUAUAGUCCUUGUCUCUGAGGCGGCGGAAGAGUUUAGAAAGACUCGUAUGAGGUUCUUACUAAUGACACCUUUAAUUUAUAUAAUGCUUUAAACUUUUCAAGGCACUUUUAUGUAUUUUUGUGUGUGAUUAGUGAAAGAGACAAUAUUGUACAAAUGAUAUACAGAUGCAAUAAUGUUAAUAGUUAGCAUUUAUUAAAUGCACUAUCCUCUGAUUUGUACAUGUAUAAGCUCAUUUCUUACAUACAGUUACCAUAGGAUAUACUUUUGAAGGAUAAGAAAAGCAAAAAUAAACAAGUCUCCCCAGGUUGCUUGACCUUCAGUGGAAAAGCCAGGAUUUAAACUAGUUCUCUCUGACUCCAGAGCUCUGGCUGCCGCUCUUCAAUAGAGUGUAAUGAGGAGUCACAAUCAUUCGAGAGAAUGAUGGGUAUUGAGUUGAAAGUCUUGCUUGUAUUAGUUGGUUGGUACAUGGGCUGCCACUUGUAUUUUGUCCAAAGCCAAAAAGAUCCCUAAUUCCAGACACAGUAAUGGUCAGAGCAGUGACAGCCAGAAAAAGACAGCUGAGAUCCAGCAGUUAUUUCUGGGUAUUUAGUCUUCUUACUGAUAGGACCAGCAUGUAUCCAAACAACCUCCGUACUGUUGCUCACCCCAUGCCCAGUGUCAGUAAAGAGUCACAAUUAUAGACAGAGCUGGAAAGGAAGCUCAGAGUUAAUUAUGGGUUAUUUGUUUAAUCAGAGCCUCUACUGCUAUGAAUCCAAUCACAGCUCUAGACCCAGAGGCCGGAGUGAAGAAUAGAGACUCACACAAUACCUCAGAGUCUUACAAUAGGCUACAAGUAAGCUCUAGAAAUCCACAGGGACCUAUAUUUGUUUGUUUCUAGUUCACUCUCCAGAGAAGCGGAAAAUGAUAACACUGAUGAGCUGCCCCAUACCCCUACCCCUACUAUAGCCUUCUUUCGCCUGUCUUAUUGCAAAAUUACUUCCCAAGGCCCUAGCUAAGACCAUCCUAUAGCAAAGGUAACUGCAAAAGGUAAUGAUCCCAAGCCUCCAGCCCAGAAAGUCUGUGGGUUGGAAAACUGCUUGGAGAUGAGGUCAGAAGGUGGCCUACGAAAUGCAAUCCAAAUAAGCAGGAUUUGCCUUUGGUCUUCAUGUCAAAAAUAGGAAGGACUUCUCCCUGACAGAAAGCUGGAAAGAGAUCUUGCCUAAGGGGGGCGAGGUGGAGCAGGGAUGGACAAAUGGGGAAAGACUAUUGCACCCCCACUCCCACACACAGAGAACCAACAAGCUUAGUGAUGUAAAGACUACUUCUCAGAACUCACUAUGACCCAAAGUUUAAGAAGUCCAUAGAAAAAAAAUUGUCUGGAAGAACUGAUUGGUGUUUGGGGUGUUAGGAUGGAUUUUUCUGUGCAUUUGAUCAACAGACUUUGGAGUGCUGGGAAACAAAAUCAGGUCUGCUUACCUUGAAAAAUUUCCACUCCAUCUCCCCCAGCCUCCUUCCCCUUCUCCCCAAUGGGGGCCUGGUUUCAUUGCACAUCUUGUUUGCACAUCAAACUGCUGAGACCUGGAUCUGAACUCCUUUGUCAUCUCCCACUUCGAUUUUUGGAUUUUUGUUCAUCAACUUUUGGGGGACAAAAUUGACUUUUCAUUCUCAUAAAAGGUUCAUGUGUAUACUUUGGGGAGGGUGCAAAGAAGACAAACUCCAAUAUAUAAAUAGUCCUACCACCAGGAUAAACAUUGUGACCCUUUGGAAUAUAUCUCUUGGUUCUUCUUGGUAUAACUGUCCACAUGCACGCGCACAAUUUUUUUAAAACCAAACAACGGAUAAAAUGUAUAUACUCAACUACCUUUUCAAGAUGUGAAUAUUUUAGAAUAUGUCACACAUGCACAAAUGCAAACAUUUUAAAAACGUGUUGCGGUAAGAAGUCUUGUUGCUUCUGGCCCUAUCUGCCCAUAGCUGUUUUUUCUCCAAUUGCUGAUCUAUCUUUCCAGAGUCAUUUAAGCAUUUUCCAACUUCUGUGAACGUAUAUUCUUUUGUUACUCGCCAAUGGUAGCCCAUGGGAUACAUUUCCACCUCGCGUGACUAUACUUCCUUGAUCCUGAACAUAAUGUGUUUUGUGUGUCUUCCAUUUUUUCAUACUUAGCAGCAUCUUUGUUACUUAGAGGGACACAUUUUCAUUUGGCAUCUCAGCUCCCCCCGUGGUGAUUAUUUCAUUUGUUCCCAACUUUAUUGUAAAUAACGUUGCAACAGACAUUCCUAUGGCUAAAUUUUGCACACACCGACCACUAGUCCCUGAGGAUAAAAACCCAGCAAGAAAAUUGCUUGGCUAUAUUUAAGAAUUAUGAUGUAUGUUGCCAACUGCCUUCCAGAACGUUUGUACCAGAGCAAUCUCCUAUUUGCAGCCCUAAGAGCUCCUUCUUUGCACUUAGAGUCCUCAUGGGCAUGAUGAAUUACCAAAUCUUUACCAAUUUGAUAGGAAGAUAAGAGCAUGUGACUGUAAUUUGAUCUUGCACUUCUUUGACUAGUGAAUAACAGCUCAUAUACUUUUUAAUCACUUGUACUGACUUAUUUGAUAUUAGUAUGUUUAUUAUCAAUGUGUAAUUUUACUAAGAAUAUCUUUUUGUCAAGAAACAUUGCAGGUAUGCUUUCAAGUGCUUUGCUUCUUUCAAAACUUCUGUUAAUGGUGCUUUUUGACAUACAUAAAUUCUUAAUUCUGCAAUUAA